Polistes canadensis is the source of this 612-nucleotide messenger RNA. Its product is annotated as ADP-ribosylation factor-like protein 2-binding protein. The record is from RefSeq and is a predicted model, not a curated record. The transcript has 7 exons. Bases 89 to 565 code for a protein of 158 amino acids. Gene Ontology annotation, biological process: maintenance of protein location in nucleus; positive regulation of tyrosine phosphorylation of STAT protein. Gene Ontology annotation, cellular component: mitochondrial intermembrane space. NCBI's taxonomy places the organism in Eukaryota, Metazoa, Arthropoda, Insecta, Hymenoptera, Vespidae.
UUGUUCAUCGUUGCUAUGGGAAGCUUAGAAUAUCAACAUUCUCAUUAUUUACAGGUUACCAUUAAAUACAUCGUCUAGUGGAUUAAAUAUGGCAAACGAAAUGAUUGAGGAUGAUUGUUUAGAAAUAAAUCCAGGAAAAUAUCUUGAACAAACUCCAAAGAUUGAAUUAUUUGAUGUAAUUAUUGGCCACAUAGAAGAUCUAUUAUUAGAUGAUGGCUUUUAUGCCAUGCAAAAUGAAUUUUUAGAAAAAUAUUGGACCAUUUUUGAACCAGCUGAAGAAAAUAAAUUAAUUUAUACAGAAAUAUUUAAUGAAUAUAAUACAACUGUAGAAACUUAUAUUGUAAAUUAUCUACAAAAAAUUAUACCCCAUUUUAAUAUGGAUGUUCUUCUUCGUGAUUUGAGAGAGAAAAAAGCAGAUUCAGACGGCGAAGUUUUUGAUAUAUUAUCUGCAGUUACAGAUUUCCAAUCAUUUAAAGAAAUGAUCCUUGAUUAUCGAGCUGUGAAAGAAGGAACAGUUCCAGAUCUUAGCUCAGGAAUAUCUGUAACAUCUGUCAAAAAUUCAUAGCUAGAAUGAUUAUCUUUGUAAAAUCAUAAAAGCAUUUAUCAAAAGUC